AUGGCUCCAGAACGGGGUUCAGUUAUCGCGAAGUCGAAUUUUCCUAUGUAUUCUGUUAAAUCUUUGGACGAACGCCAUUUUUUAGUUGCUGGCGGAGGAGGGCAGGCAAAAACUGGUGUUUCCAAUGCUAUAGAGAUCUAUGAGUUACGUGGGACUGAGACUGGUUACCAGGCGAGCAGUGUGUGUGCACAUGAUGUGGGCUCCCAGGCUCCAAUGAAUGGGGCUACAGUCUAUGAUGGCAGAAACCACUUGUUCGCUGCUGGCAUGGACGACGAGUGUCAUCUCUUCUCCAUGAAAUAUAAGGUUGUCUCCCCUGCUAAAACAGUGCAAAAUAUUGGAAGUUCCACAGAAGCUGUUAAAAGAAAAUCCACAAAGGAAGAAACAAACGGUGGUGCCAACAUUGACUCUAAUCAAACAAAACGUGUAACAUUCGAUGUAGGUUGUUUACGAACUGUGAAAACAGACUUCUUAAGUGAUGGAGGAUUUCAAAAGUGUGUUCAGUUUAGUCCAGACCGAAGCAUAAUAGCAACUGGUGGAGGUGAUGGUCAUCUUAGAAUAUGGAAGACUGAGGACCUCAGUAAACUACAUGAUAUAGCAGCUCACAAAUCUGAAAUAGAUGACCUUGACUUCUCACCAAGGGGAGAUAAGGUUGUGACCAUAUCUCGAGGCAGCAGUUUCUCUGUGUGGAACGUGAAAGAUGGCAAGCGCCACCUUGACAUGGAGUGGCCUGGCAAGACGGGCGAACACAGGUUCCGGGCAUGCAGGUUUGGAGUUAAAGCGGGCAGCACAGAAAAAGGCCAUACUCUCUACACAAUCAACAUUCCAGUAAAACGUUCAUCAAAGCCUGAUCCCUGUUUCAUUGCUCAGUGGGAUGGCGAGACUUAUAAGCCACGAUUGGUUGUGAACGCUGGAACAGAGGUGCUGUCUUCCAUGGCUGUCAGUCGAGAUGGUAUCUAUGUUGGUGUUGGUAUGAUAACUGGCAGUGUCGCUGUGUACAUAGCAUUCAGUCUUCAGAAGCUGUAUUAUGUAAAGGAGGCCCACAGUAUAUUUGUGACAGGGCUAGACUUCAUGCCAACAUCGGAAAAUGCCAGAGAAGUAACAGGAACCCAAGAUUUCCAUUUGCUUAGUAUUUCUGCUGACAACACCAUCAGGUUGCACCAAGAACCCACCAGAGCUUCAUACAGUGCAUUUAUUCUCAUCAUUGGCUUGAUGAUGGCCAUUGCCUUCCUUUUCUGGACGAUGGCUCAGCUUGGCUUGUGAUCCUGGUAACUAGAUGUAGUUUACCUGACCCUAUUCUGCGACCGGCUCAUCAAAAACUUAUUCUGCGACCUUCUCAACCAUUCCUAUUCUGAGACCAGUCUACCAGAUCCUAUUCAGCAAAACUUAAAACUUUCGACUUCCCUAGAACCACAACUCCCCUAGAACCACGGUAUCACUUACUUAAUACCAAGCACACCAGCGUCAAGUAAGGUAUUUGUGAAUAGAGCUUAAGUUGCCAAAACCUUAAUAGAAGGUCCUCAAGAAACCAUGAUAUAUUAUUGUAUAUGUUAAAUAUCUAACAUGUGUUAGUAAAGGCAGAAUUGCAAUGUAAGAUAUAAUAGAAAAUCAUUUCCCCCCUGAACUGUGAUAAUUGGAAGCUUUUUGGUGUAGGGGCCAUUUUGCCAAUGAUUGUGCAGCACGUCGUUUUAAAAAAAAUCUUUUUAUUAGUUGAUUUUUUUUUCCAAAAUAACUAAAGACCUAUUUUUUUUACUCCAAAUCAAACAUCUUUAAUUUCAGUAGUGGUCAGUCUUAACAAAAUAUUGAUUAUAAAAAUGAUGGUGCAUUCCUUGGCAAGACAGGCCCAUAGUUAAGUAGGAUGUAUAUUAUAAGUGUCUUCCCUUACCAUAUUUUAAAAAUCAUGCCAGAUUUCAGGUCAUUUUAAAAAAUUACUGUAGUUUCCAUCAGGUGAUUUAGUUUAAGCCCGUCUGUUUUUCAAAGAAAGAAAGACUGGGUAUUGUGAUAGGGUUGGCGUUGUUUUGGGCUGUGUCGUCAUCGUCCUCAUUGUGCAUAAACAUUUACCUUGAUCAUAACUGAAAUGUUCAGCAUGGUCCGUAACUGGAAUAAUUUUCUUUUUAAAAUGAAGCAAAUUAGAGAUUUUGUGCUCCUUUGCAAAAGCAAAUAGGCUUUGUUAUGUAAAAGCACUGCGGUUAUCCUUUUUUGAAUGGUUUACUGGUAUUAAACAAAAUGAUUACAGUGAUUUCAGUCUGGCUAUUUAAGGGAAGACACUUUAUUUUCUUGCAAAUUAUUUAUAUACAAUGUGUUGACUGAUAUUAUGUAUUAAGGUAUACAUUUAUAAGCAGCUAAAAGUUAAAUAAUGUAAUGAUUAAUUUAUUGUUGGAAAGGGUUUUAACAAUUUGAAAGUAAUUGGUGUAUUUUUCAAAUUAUUUGAAUUAUGAUAGUUUAAUAGCUUUUACUUUUGCUCUUCCUAUUUAUAUAUCAUUGAAAACUUUAUCUUUGAGACAUGACAGGAUCAUAAGCCAAUAUUUUAUUUGAAAUGAGACAGGUUAUUGCAAUACUUAUUCAAAAUAUGGUACAUUCUUAAUCAAGCAGAACAUAUUUUGUUCUUAUGUGUUCUAACAAAUGUGUUCUAACUGUCUUUACAUAGGAUAUUUAAGUUAGAAUCCACCCUGCGGUUAUUAACCAAUAAUUGUUUCAAUGUUCAUUCUUUAUUUAAAAUUUUCGUUCUAAAUAUAAUAGUAUAGUUCUAAGUGCAAUGUAAUGUUUUUAUCUCAUUCUCAAACUGUAUGCUAAAAACACUCACCGCAUACAUGUACGUUGCUAUAAGCUAAAGGUGCGCGAUCAUUGUCCUCUCCUUUACUUAGACUAAUGCGGACUCCUCGCCUUGGCAAUGGUGGCAUGAACAAUCCAAUUUAAAUGUUAGUUGUUUUUUUCUUGUAGAAUCAUAUCAAAUGUGAAGGAAGAAAUAACAAAAUUUAAUACAACUAUAUUGAGUUAUCUGGCAGAGUUUCACUUCGUCUAAAAUUUAAGGAAUUUUUGUCAGAGUUUAGGCCAAAAUCCUCUGUUUCAAUAUGUAAAAUUAGGUUGUUUUUAUUCUGAGCUAUCCUAAGCCUAUUUCCUUCUACUAAAUAUCAAAGGCCAAAAGUUGUCGACAAUGUUAUGGACUGUCCGUCUUCCGGAUAUGCUAAGUGACAAUUUAACAGUCCAUUCUAACACCCAUAAGCGUGAACAGUAAAAAUGUGUAUAAAUUUCAGAUGAAGUGUAUAUUUGAUGUUAAUGUAAUAUCUUCGUAUAUAUAAACUAAUGUUAUAACUUCUGUUAUAACUAUUUUUUAGUUUGAAAUUACAAAAAAAUGGGGGAAAAAGUGUAACACCUUGUCUUUCUGCAGUUCUGCGUCACAACAGCCACUGCAUAAAUAAGAACAUAAUUUGAUCAAAUAUAAUUUUAAAUUUAUACCAAGAAAAAAUACAAAUACAGUCUAUGUUUCCUUGGUUCCUCGUAGUCUUCUUUCGUUUCUGUGUUGUUGUUCGCACUAGCUCCUGCGUUCCUUUUUGUUGUUGAUUUUCUACAAACUUGUGAAAAAAGGUUCGUUGUAGAUCCAGGCUCUCUCAUUUGUGUCUCAGCUUUUACGAUCAAUACUUAAUGUUGGUUUUUGUUGUUGUCUUUUCACAAAUCUUGUUUCCAUAAAAAACACAAUCCUUUGUCACGGACACCAAUUAACCUUAUGUUACCCUACAGCUUUGUAUAACCUUAAUUUUUUUUAUGAAACCCAGAUUUUUUUUAGCUUGUUCGAGGUUCGAGCUUGUGUUUUUCUUUAAGUUCUUACUACUCAAAAAGAAAAUGUAAGAAUACAAACUGGUACCUGAAAUAAAUAGUUUAUAUAUCAGUUCCGUAAUAUUUUUAAACUUGGACACUGAUAUUGUAAGGGUUUUAUUGUUUUACGAAUUAUCAGCUCCUUUGUCUUUUUUGGGCGUGUGGUAGAGUCGAAUUUGAGCUAUUAUGAUGGGCUUUAUAUCCUUGUUGUCAGCAUCGGUGUCUUUUGCUCUUGAAAAGUUGAACCUUGGGCAUAGCUGAAAUACACUACCAUGACUAAAAUGGGCACCAGUUGUCAUAGGCAAAAGGCAUAUUUUAGGAAGGUCAUUAACUCUUGGCAUUGACUGUCUGACACUAUUGAUAAGCCUGACAACUUAGGUUUGAUAUCAUAAACAUAAAUUGUUGGUAUUUAUGUCAAUUGGUGUUCAAAACCAACAUAACUUAAAAGGAAAAAAAUAGAUAAAUAAAAAAAAAUAAAAAAAAAAUAUCUAUACAAUUAUGGAAUAAUCAUAAGCAUCAAGACAUGCUCAGAAUUUAAUUAAUGUGUCUUGUUUUUAUAGUAGAAUGAUGAGGCCCUCUCAUUUCUCCGACCACAUAAUUUACCAAGUCUUUACGCUCAUGAUUGUAUUGUUAUAGAAAGUUUAUCCAGUUAUUCUAUAUAUAUAUAUAUAAACUCAACGAAUAGAUCUUUGUAUUUUGACACUAUAUUUAUUCAUUGUUGAAAACAUUUGCAUCAAUUACAAAAGUAUAAAUUAGUUCUUAGAGAAUUCAUAAUAAUGAUACCACGAAUACAAUUCCGUAUUUCAGUAUCCCGAACCCCAUGCCGUUCAGUUAAAUGGUUCUUUGUAUCUAGCGGGUUAUCCAAACAUUAUAUACUACAGCUCAGCCAAACGAGCACAAUUUUCUUAUGGUCAGUCGUGACACUUUUUUAUCUUGCAAGGAACAUGAAUUUGUCUGGCUUGACUAAUUUUGUGAUUUUAUCGCUUCAGCCAAUUCAUGCAAAAACGCUUGUAUGUUUACAAGUACUUACCGAGUUUAGUAUGACUCUACAUAAGUGCAUUUGUUAGAAAUUGUAAACACUGAAUAGUGAGCAUAUGACAUAUUUUUUCUGGAUGGAUUGACCUAUACUUAGUGUGCACACAAAAUUGUUUUGAAGCACAAACCAUGCAGGUCUUUUCUAUAAAUCUGGUGUUGAGAAAUAGGCAUACUUGUAGUAUAAUGCAGAUUUUUACCAUCUCACCAAACCGGUUCUGUACAGCUCAAGAUCCUCUCCUUGUAGCGUAAUGCUACUGUUCACUUAACUUUUGUGGUAGUUACCCCAGGUAGUUAACAACCAUCAAUUGUUCCAGUGUUUAAGUCUUUAUUUUAUUAUGUUCUUUCUUAAAGUGUUUUAUACGUAACUACGUUACGUGACAUUCGUCCGAUUUUUCUUAAAAGAAAUAUUUCAUCAUGGGAAUUAUUUGAUGGUACUUAAUAUACUUUUAAUUCAAGUUCACUUUGAGAUCUGAAACCCGAGGAAAUAUUUGUAUUUUUUUUUGCCACCAAUAACCCUUGUGUUAUACUUUUAAUCACAAUUUAAUUUUUAAUCACCAUUUAAUUUAACAAGCGUUCGUUCCCACCCUUAUCUUAUUCGAAAAAGUGUCAUAAAUAGGUGAGAAUUACUUGUUGGUGAAGAUCGGAGAAACUAUCAUUACUUAAACCCGCAGGGUUAAUUGGUGUCAAAGUUAAUUACUCUUGAGGAUGAUGACUCUUGCUAAUGAUUAGGUGUCAACAGGAAUGGAGUUAAUGGAGACUCCUGAUCAGAGAGAAAUACUCUUUGGUAUUGUAACUUGCCAUAAAAACCCGUCAACUAUAAUUGAUUAAUGAUAAAGCGGAUGAUCGGAAACAAAAAAAUAGUGAAUAUGAAGGUACGGGUUUUUGUUUUUUGUGUGAACAAUGAAGAAAAGCAAUAAUAUAUGCGAAUAAGUAAUACCCGAAACCAAAUAUGAAGAAUAAUCGAUAUAAACAAACACAAUAAGAGAAAAAAAACAAAAAAAAACACCAAAACAUAAAUAAUAAUAAGCGAAAUCAACACUUUAUAAUAGUACACUGUAUUAGUCACUAGUCGACACUGUUGACGUCGAAGUUAAUGUCCGUUGAUGGUGACCUGGGGCGGUCACUCGAGCAUCCGGUGUACAUUUUUUUUUUAGUGAAUAUGAAGGUACGGUUUUUGUUUUGUUUUUUAUAUGAACAAUGAAGAAAACAAGAAUACAUGCAAAUAAGUUAUACCCGAAACCAAAUAUGAAAAAUAAUCAAUAGAAACAAACACAAUACACUCAAACAGAAAUAAAAAUCAUAAAUGAAGCCAACACUUUGUAAUAGGUCACUGAAUUAGUCCCUAGUCGACACUGUUGACGUCUACGGUACUGUUUGUGGAUGGUGACCGGGGGCGGUCACUCGAGCAUCCGGUGCACGUCCAUGUGAGCGGCAAGACCAGAAGGACGGGCGAAGCUGCGGGUCCUUGGGACGGCAGUUCUAGAUUCGCUGUGGCACGUGUCCAAACGCUUUGGAACAGGGCCGUUUUCCUGGUGAGGGCUCUCACCGACCUGCGAGAAACUGUGGCCUCGCAGCAGCAGACGCAGACAUGGACCUGGCGUUGGAAUUUCCUCAUGUAUUUCCGUGAAAAAGUCCAUCCGGGCAUGAUGUGAGCCGAGUAAGUGUCGGACGUCUGUCCGAUAAAUGUCGGCAAACAUCCGUUCCAUUUGUGUGCAUCCCGGCAGGAGGUGGCCUUCUGUAUCCAAGUGGGUGGUCCUGAGAGCCGCGCAGGUUAAGUGCAGGUUAAAUCUUGGUAGUGAAGAAUUCAUGAUGUUUCGAAGGUUUUUGGUAGCAUAAGGUACAGUAAGAGAGUGUGGGCAGAAUCGUCGUCUGCGUGUGUUUAUAUUGGGAACCGUGUUCUUGUGUUUGUCAGUUAUUCAGUCCAUCAUUAACAUCAAUGAUGUCAAUCACUAUUGGGUAUCGUCAGAUGACGAUCUUUUUAAUGACAUUUCAAAAAGUCCCGGUGGCUGUCAACAAUUUUAAUUGUGGCCCUCAGGGUUUAAAUCCAUCCGAUCCAAGCAGGGAUAAAGUCUUUUGAUGGCUUCGAACAGUGGGGUUGCAGCCGACGUUGAUUGGUUGCAGAUACCCAGUUUUUCAGGCCUCGCCUCUGAUCGAGACCCAUGAGAACGCCGUAUUUUUCAGUAUUUUUUAUCCAAUAUUUAAAUUGUUUGGUAUCCCCGUCCAAAUAUGGUACUACUUGUGAUAUACUCUGAGUGCCUACUACAGCCGAUACAUUUGUAAUUGUUCCCCUAAAUUUUGAAAAAUUCUACUAAUAUCUGGUUCUGCCAUUUCUCUAUGUUAUCCAAUAUAACCGAAUACAGUCAUGAACUGUCAAGCUAAUUGGACUAAUAGCCAGCGGCUAUCACGACCUGUCAAAAGCUAAGUAAAUCUACAUUUGAUAAUUAUGAUGAAAUAUUUGCUUUUUGUUACAAAUAAACUUUGAAUUCUACUAUUGAUUUUUGUUAUUACUUUAAAGUGUUUCAUAUGUAACUUUUAUGUUACGUGACACUUUAAAGUGUUUAUAUGUAACUACGUUACGUGAUAUUGUCAACAUUGUCAUUGCACCUGACAUGAUUGUCAUUACUGUCAUCCUCUUGAAAAGGAGCACUAAUUGAAGUUUCAUCAAUUGGAACCAAUAUGCCAAUGACAGUACCUGAUUCAACAUAUUUCUGACAUGGAAAAGGAUUUAAAAUUCUAUACAUGGUUCUACCAUGCUUUGAUUUAAUCAAAGAUUUUGCUAAUCCUAUCUCCUUGUCUGUUAAAGAGUUGACUGGUUCUACAAGUGCUACCUCACCAUUAGCAAUUUUUGGCUAUCUAACUGGCACUAGACAUUGGAGCAAUAUUGACAGACUGUGUUAGUCUUACUAGACCAAUUUUAAAGGUUGAGAGAAAACCUAUUAUUCGAUCAACAGUGAUGGUUUCAAAUUGUGACUUUGAAAAGUUCGGAGUACAUUUAUGUUUUUGGAGAAAGUCAAUUCCAAUGGUUAAAGAGUGAUGAAUAUCAUCAAAAAUGUGAAAAUCAUGUUCAAAGUCCUUAUCUCCUAUCGUGAUUGUCAAUUUUACAGUACCAUCAACUUUUAUCAUUCUUCCACUUAUGCCUUUAACAUGUGAAUAUUUGCUUUUAUUGAAUGAUAUCAGAUCUGGACACAGCUUCUGUAAGAGGGAUAUCAUAAUGCAACAUAAACUACUCCCUGAAUCUACUUGAGUUUUAAUCUCUUCAUCUUUUAUUUGUACAACAAUAGAAUUACUGUUUAAAGAAGUUUUGCUUGACACAUUUGCUAUAGAUGGAAUUGUUUGAAUCAAUUUUCCCCUUUUUCUGAAUGUGUUGUUGCUUUUGAGGCUUAAGAUUAAUCUUGUUUGCUUUUGUAGAGAAGUUCUGUAGUUUAUUUAUUUUUAGCCUAUCCAUGUGGUUCCCCCAUUUACCACUGGCAGGCGAGUACCCCUAUUUCCUAUUUUGCUGCUUCAAUUUCAAGCUGGCAGGAUUAAUGUGGCCUUUAAUGCCGCAAAAAUGGCAAACUUUGAUUUUUGCAAAGCACUGUGAAAAAGUAUGAGGUUUUGCCUUUCCACAUGCUCUACAUUCUGAUUGGUUGUUUGCAGGUGAGAAGUUGUUGUAGUUUUUGUGCCUUGAGUCCUGAUUAAAAUGAGUUGAAAUGUUAUGUUGUGAGGUGGCGUUUUGGUAUCUGAAUUGGUUUCUAUUGUAGAAAUGAUUACUGUUUUGAUUGUAUUUGUUUAUUGAGCAUAUUUCUGCUUGAUUUGCCGCCAAAAUAUCAACUUGUUCUUUCAGUUCUGCCAUAUUGACAUUACCUAUUGCGUUUUUGACUACUUCUGCAAGACUUUGUUCAGAGAAAUUUAUUUGAGGUGGAUUAAUUGCAUAUGCGUUUUCAGACAAUUCUGCUGUUUCAAUUAAUCCCUCAAGUGUUCGUGGAGGAUUACGCUUUAAAUCGGCCCUAAUAUGUGGUAGUAAUCCACCACUCGCUGCACUUAAAAUGUUUUCUUGAGAAAUGUCGGCAGUGUGUGCUUUUGUAUGCACCUCAUAAAUAAAAUCCCUAACUGUUUGUUUUGACCUUUGUCUCAUGUGGAAUAAAUCAGCUAAUGUUUGAACUUUGUCUAUUUUUUUACCAAAACGUUGUAUAAAUUUUGUUUUUAAUAUAUUGAAAUCAUUUUUUAUGUCAUCGGACAAUGUCGUAAACCAAUCAAAGGCAGUACCUAUAGCAAGAUACAUGCCGAAAAAUUUGGCGAGAGAUGCUAGAUCGGUUUGAGUAACACGGCCAAAGUACUCGAACCUUUCCACCCAAGUUUUAGCAUCAAUAGUGGGAUCAUAUUUCCCAACUAACUCCACUUUUAAAGGAGGCCUACCUUGUGUUCUGGCAGGUCCUUCGGGUCCGUCUUGCAGUCCAGGGUCUGCCUCUUCUUGCCUGGCUACUUCUUGUCCCCUUUCCGCCAUUGUAGUUUCUUUCUUGGGUGGGAGAGCUUGAAUUUGUUUGUCAGGUACCAACGGACGGCUUGGGUCUUCAACUUGUCCUUGUGAUCUAGUAUGUGGCACCCUCAGCAUGUGCGACAAGUGGUCAAUUUGAUGAUUUUUGGAUUUCCACCAGUUUUUAGCCGUUCAGACUUUAUUUGUUGUUGUAAUUGACUGUAUGUCAUAGUCCUGGCUGAUUAUUAUAUUAUUGUCGUUAAGACCACUUGUGCCUUGGUUUGGAGGGUACCUGGUUUGAAGAGAGCCAAACAGUUGAUAUUUCAAGUCUGAUGGCCUGUAUUUAAACCAAGAAUAUACAGGGGCGGAUCUAGGAUUUUGGGUUGGGGGGGGCGUAACUUUUAAUCACUCUAAAGGUUGCACUAGCAGAUCCAGGGGCAUACCUAUAGUUCUAAUAUCAUAACGAGGUUUCUAUUAGGACGACUAAGUGGCUUAUAUAAUUUGUAUAUUUUCGUUAAGCGGGAAAAACGAGGGAAGAUACAUGUAUAAUUGUGAACCCAUGUUCAGAUACUUUUACUAUUCAACAUAUUCUAAGUGCAUAGCUAUCUAUGUGUAUCUAUUCGCACAAUGGAUCUAUCAGUAACAUGCGCCUAGGAUAUUUCCUGGCGUAGAUGUUCACAAUUUCCUCAAUAUCCAAUUUUAUGUCCCUAUGAAUGAAGAGUAGCAUGAGAGCGUUGAACCGGCUCUGGCCCAUGGUACUCCUGUGCGGGUUCUUGAUGAAUUUCAAUGACGAGUUGGACCGUUCCACUCCUGCUGAUGUCACAGAAGUUAAAAGCAACAGUGUAAGCACUUUCGAUAUGUUGGGAUACAUAUGUUGGCAUGUUUCUGUCAAUGUUUCGACAAUAGUCGACGGCUUGUUUUCCGUGUUCCUCCAGGUCUGUUUCCAGAGCUGGACCUCUUGUGCGAACAUGUCUGGCUGUGGCAAAAUUACUGUGCCGAAUUAUUACAGUAAGGGAAGGCGGGAACGUUUAAAUUGCGUGCACUCUGUGUUGUGUACGAGUACAUCUCAAAAGGCAAUGUUGUAUAAAGAUACGCGAGCGAAGCGAGCGAAGAAAAAAUAGGAAAAUAUAGUAUAUUUUAUUGUUUCCAUACCAAAGAACAUGUAAGCUCCGGGAAUUUUAGGGGGGCGUGCGCCGGGUGCGCCCCCCUGGAUCCGCUAGUGAUAUAUACUCGAAAAGUCAGACGUUGUUGCAUAAUAAGGAUUAACUUGUCACUAAAUGUUAAAUAGUUUUAUACAAUAGUUGUCUGAACCAGUAAUGAAAUAUUUGUACAAAUGUAAUAUUAUCAAGACCAGAUGGUCAGUCAAGACCUUUCAGUUGUAAAAUCAAUUUUCUUGACAGUACUUAUCUAUGUCGCGUAAUGCCAACGCUCACUUAACUUUCGUGAUAGUUCGUUCAGUAAACAACCAACAACUGUUCGCCCUAAUCUUAUUUUUAGGAAUUGUCAUAAAUAGGUGAUAAUUAUUUCGGUAAAGAUCGGAGAAACUAUCAUUACUUAAACCCGCAGGGUUAAUUGGUGUCAAAGUGAAUUGCUCGUGAGUAUGAUGACACUUGCUAAUGAUGAGGUGUCAACAGAAAUGUUGUUAAUGGAGACAUUUGAUGAGAGAGAAAUACUCUUUGGUAUUUUUAACUUGAUAAAAACCCGUCAACUAUACUUGAUUAAUAAUAAAGUAGAUGAUCGGAACAAAAAUAAAUAGUUUUUUUUUAGUGAAUAUGAAGGUACGGUUUUGUUUUGGUUUUUAGAUGAACUAUGAAGAAACAAUAAUACAUGCAAAAUAAGUAACACCCGAAACCAAAUAUGAAAAGUAAUCAAUAUAAACAAACACAAUACACUGAAACAGGAAUAAUAAUAAUGAAUGAAGUCCACACUUUAUAAAAAACACCGAAUUAGUUUCUAAUCGACACUGUUGACGUCUAUAUUGUUCGUGGAAGGUGACUGGGGUCGGUCACUUGAGCAUCCGGUACACGUCCAUGUUAGCGGCAAUACUGGAAGGAUGGGCGAAGCUGCUGGUCCUUGAGGCGGUAGGUCGAGAUUUGCAGUGGCGCGUGUCCAAACGCUUUAGAACACGGCCCGUUUCCUGGUGAGGGCUCUCACCGAUCUUCGAGAAACUGUGGCAUCACAGCAGCAAACGCAGACAUGGACCUGGCGUUGUGUCGCUACCCGGUGAAUUUCUUCAUGUACUGCGGUGAAGAAGUCCAUCCGUGCAUGAUGGGAGCCGAGUAAGUGUCGGACGGCUGUCCGAUAAAUGUCGGCAAACUUAAGGUUCAGUGGUGUGCAUCCAGGCAGGAGGUGGCCUUCUGUAUCCAAGUGGGUGGCCCGGAGAGCCGCGCCCACGAAGGCCGUCAGCCAUCUGACAAGAAGCUCACGUACGACGAAGUGAAGGGUAAAUCGAGGAAGUGCAGAGUUCAUGAUGUUGAAGGUUUGUGGAAGCGUAAAGUACAGCAAGAGAGUGUGGGCAGAAUCAUCGUCUUGUUUUGGUUUUUAUAUGAACUAUGAAGAAACAAUAAUACAUGCAAAAUAAGUAACACCCGAAACCAAAUAUGAAAAGUAAUCAAUAUAAACAAACACAAUACACUGAAACAGGAAUAAUAAUAAUGAAUGAAGUCCACACUUUAUAAAAAACACCGAAUUAGUUUCUAAUCGACACUGUUGAAGUCUAUAUUGUUCGUGGAAGGUGACCGGGGUCGGUCACUUGAGCAUCCGGUACACGUCCAUGUUAGCGGCAAUACUGGAAGGAUGGGCGAAGCUGCUUGUCCUUGAGGCGGUAGGUCGAGAUUUGCAGUGGCGCGUGUCCAAACGCUUUGGAACACGGCCCGUUUCCUGGUGAGGGCUCUCACCGAUCUUCGAGAAACUGUGGCAUCACAGCAGCAAACGCAGACAUGGACCUGGCGUUGUGUCGCUACCCGGUGAAUUUCUUCAUGUACUGCGGUGAAGAAGUCCAUCUGUGCAUGAUGGGAGCCGAGUAAGUGUCGGACGGCUGUCCGAUAAAUGUCGGCAAACUUAAGGUUCAGUGGUGUGCAUCCAGGCAGGAGGUGGCCUUUUGUAUCCAAGUGGGUGGCCCGGAGAGCCGCGCCCACGAAGGCCGUCAGCCAUCUGACAAGAAGCUCACGUACGACGAAGUGAAGGGUAAAUCGAGGAAGUGCAGAGUUCAUGAUGUUGAAGGUUUGUGGAAGCGUAAAGUACAGCAAGAGAGUGUGGGCAGAAUCAUCGUCUGCGUGUGUUUAUAUUGGGCACCGUGUUCUUGUGUUUGUCAGUUAUUGAUGAUAAUAGGUUCACAAUUCUUAUGUACAAGUCCAUCAUUAACAUCAAUGAUGUCAAUCACGAUUGCAGUAUCGGGGUUGUCGAUCUCGUUAUUGACAGUUCAAAAACAGAAAAGUCCCGGUGGCUGUCAACAAUUUUAAUUGUGGCCCUCAGGGUUUAAAUCCAUCCGAUCCAAGCAGGGAUAAAGUCUUUUGAUGGAUCGGACAUCGGGUUCGCAGCCGACGUUGAUUGGUUGCAGAUACCCGGUUUUUCAGGCCUCGCCUCUGAUUGGGCGAGAGUAGAUUCCUCACUGGCCUUGUAGACCACCUGACUGUAUUGUGGGUGUGGUUUGGGACGCGAUCGGUCAGGAAUACAUUUGAGAAAGGCAGAAUGAUAUUUACAAAGAAUGAGAACGGUCACACUGACAAGCAGAACACCAGCUGCUAUGAUUGUAAUUAAUUUCCAUAGUGGCCACCCAGAGGAUACGUCAAGGACAGAAUUAGGUAAGUAAAUUAAUUUAUUCAUUAAAGCUCUAAAGGGAAGUUCGUGUAUCUGUUUCAAUUCAUCAGGCAUGUCAAUUUUUGAGACAUUAGUAAGAAUUUUAUGGAGAGGAUCCCAGAUUUGAACGUCGGAAUCGUCUCCUACCCCGAAUAGAAAUUUGAAUAUGCCUCCCAAAGGUAAUAAAGACCGUUCAGAUCGUUGUCCUAAAGUUUGUAAAUCUGCAUAGCUAUUUAAUACUUCCGCGUAAGUGUCCUGUACAUUUCCCAAAUCUAAUUGAAUGUGCCUAAUUGUUUCAAUAAAUGCGUCUUUAUCAGUAUACUUAUCAUUUUCCUUAAAAUGCAUAAUAACCUGAUUAGCCAUUUCGGUAGAAUUUAUUAAUCUCUGAUCAACUUGAUCAAGAAAGUUUGCAAACACCUUAGUGUCAAUUACCAGUGCUAAUUGCCAGUGUGACUUAGUAAUUGAAAUAUCUUUAAGUUUUUGAAAUAUGACAUUAUCGUAUAUCUCAAAAGUUUCACUCAUGCCAAUCGCGUACCAGAGUACAAGGUAAUUCAUCCUUGUUUCUGAAAAUAGAUGAUUAAUAUAAUUGAUAACAAUAUCCUGGUCACGGCACCAAACUUUUACGUGUCGCGUAAUGCCAACGCUCACUUAACUUUCGUGAUAGUUCGUUCAGUAAACAACCAACAACUGUUCAAAUGUUCUAAGUCUUUAUUUUGUUAUGUACCUUCUUAAGUAUCAUACGGGCUAUAAGUUCUAGUUAACUUUCGUGAUAGUUCGUUCAGUAAACAACCAACAACUGUUCAAAUGUUCUAAGUCUUUAUUUUGUUAUGUACCUUCUUAAGUAUCAUACGGGCUAUAAGUCUAGUUCAUGCCCAAAACCUAACCUAAACUAACUGUGUAACAUGCUUUCAUAUAUACUGCUGAUUUCGUCUAGUUUGUGACAGGUGUGCAUAUUUAAUUUCUUGUUAUAUACAAAAAGAUGUAUUCUACAGUCAUGAACUGUCAAGCUAAUUGGUCAAAUAGCCAGCGGCUAUCACGAACUGUCAGCAUCUAAGUAAAUCUACAUUUGAUCACCAUGAUGAAGUAUUUCCUUUUUGUUACAAAUAAACUUUGAAUUUGAAUUUGAAAACUAUUGAUUUUUGUUAUUACUUUAAGUGUUUCAUACGUAACUUUUAUGUUAUGUGACACUUUAAAGUGUUUAUACGUAACUACGUUACGUGACAACUAUAAGAUAGGACAUAAAAUACUGUUAAAUAUAAAUCUAAAAAUGUGAACAACAUAAAAAUCCUAAAAAAAUGAGAAAACAUGAAACAAUAUAGAAUGAUGAAAUGAUGAGAUUGAAUAUGAAUAUAAUGAAAUAAUGAUGAUAAUCAUUAACACAAUAAAAAUGAAAAAUAACCUUGUGAAAACAUCCUCCAGCCGAGUAAAACAAUGCUCCUGCAUUGAACACAGUUCACAAUGCAUGUGUAAUAGUAACAUGAAUUACAAGGCAGGGGAGUUAAUGCAAAAGAAUAACAAUAUAAGAAUUGUGUACAUAUUUACAUAUGUGGCCCUCUCUCGUUCUAUGACCACAUUAAAAGAAUAUCCCCAAGUUCUUAGAAUCGUGAUCGCAAUUAUUUAUGUCAGUCUUUCCAGUUAUUCUAUUAUGAAUACAAUAACUCGACAAGUCCGUGUUCGUUUAACACUUAUUUAUUCUAUGUUGAUAUAUAUUCUCCUCAGUUAUUUAAGUAAAGUUUUACUUCGAUUACAUGUGAUAAAAAAUCACAUAUAAAUACGAAUAUAGUUUCCGUAUUUCUGGUAUCAAGAACGCCCGUGACGCGAAUUGAGCGGUUCUCCCGGUCUGGCGCCCUGAUCAAAAGUGGCCAGGUCUUUUAUACUAAGGCUCAGCCAAAUGAGCACAAUUUCCUUAUGGUCAAUCGUGACACUAGGCACAAUAAAUAUGCCCGGCAUUACUAUUUCGUGAAUUCUUUCUGUCUCAAUCAGACAUUUAUAGCCAAAGAAGUAAAUAUUUUAUUAAGGAAACUUUGUAUCAGCAAAUAUAGCAAAAUGUGGAUUCAGCAAAUUCAUGCAGAAACCUUGUAUGUUUACACAUAUCAAGAAAUAAACAUAUUUCCAUCUGAAAAUAUCAACAAUAAACAUGUUGAAUAGUAAUUAAUACAAUGUCACAAAAAUAUGACUAAGAAACUAUGUCCUUAUACCGUUAGCACUAAGCACAUUUCCUAUAACAAUGUUAAAUGAAAUGCAAUGUCUUUCAAAGACAUGAAUAAUAAAAGUAAAAUGUUGUGUAGCCUAGGCCUCCUUGUUCGUGUGGAGAACAUUAUAAAUGGCUUGAUGCUAAAACUGGCUGUGAUGAAAAAAAAAUAAAAAUAAUAAUAUGAAAAAUAAAAUGACACUGAUUAAUAAAAGAAAAUGUAAUCGGUUAGAAAAUUGUCUGAUGUUAAAAUGAAUGCACAAAAUUAUACAGAUGGUAGAUGGAUAGGGCUUGGUUCUUUUUAAUCGCUGAUUUUUGGGUAUAGCAAUGGUUUUGCCUCAUUUGACUCCAUCGGAGCAGAUGGGACCUGACUCGCUCCUAUUUCUAUUGGGAUACAAAACUGAUUGUGUGUUACCCAUAAAUACAGUGAAUAAGGGUCUGUAAUAAAACCUAAAUCUUGAUAGUUAUUCCUGAUAAAGUUAUAGUUGUAAGAUUGGUCAAUGACUUUUGCAAAAAGCCAAGACUGUCUUUCUUCAAAAUUAUCUGAAAAUGACUCAAAAGAGUUUUCCAUUUGAACAAUCAUGUCAUGAUUAUUUUUCAAACCAGUAAUAGCAUUAUUGAAGCUUUCAUUAGAUGUAGCCAUAAAUGAACUCAUUAUAUCAAUUUGAUGUUUAAAAGAUGCAUCUAAUUUAUCGUUAUUUUUAUGCAAAGCGUUUAAAUUGUUUGCAAUUUUCUGAACAUCUGAUGAUGUUGACCGACCAAAAAGACCUGAUGCAAUUUUUCCUACAAAAGGUAAUAAACUGCGUCUACGAGAGAGGGUAGUUUAUCACUAACAUGAACCAUAUCCAAAAUAUUGUUGGUAACCGUAUCAAUGUAUAACAUUGUAUCAUUAUGAACUGAACUUAAAUGCUUUGAUACAGCAGCAAUUUCAGGACAUUUACAUUUUGGUUGAUCAUCAUGUUGAAAGUUUGGUAUUUUUAAAUCAAUGACAAAAGUGUGUUGCCAAUGUUCUGAAGAACUAAACAAAUCAGGCAUGGGUUUAAAAAUAGUCCCAUAAUUUAGUCUGGUCUCAAUCAUCAGCCCAUGUGAAUUUGGCCACAGCAGACAUAAGGUCAGGAAAAACAGGAUAUAGCCUGCAAGUAGAAAAUACCCAUAUUCAAAAUAAUUAUGAGCUUACAUAUCAUUAUUUGACGUCAUAUAGCACUAUAUUUCAUGAGCCUGCUCAACACUUAAAAUAUAAACAAUGAAAAGUUUGGUCAAUAAAUUUUUUAAACCUGAUAUUAACUACACAAUAUGACAUUUUUAUGUCUGCCUAUUCAGUUAUUCUGGGAGUUGAUUACUAAAUAAUUAAUACCAUGCUUAAUGUAGUGAACUUACAUCAUAAUUAUGUGUAAAAAAUUAUAUGAUAUAAACAAACCAAAGGCAAAUGGUUUGAAAAAUAAAAUAACUGUUUAAAAUAAAACAGUUCAUUUUCUUUAUUUAAAUACUUCCGUUUUACGUCUUUUAUUUUUAGACGUAUAUGUAAAAUGAAAGUUAUUGCGCAUCUCUUCUGGGACUAAAUCCGCAAGAAGCCAUUUGUUGUGCGAAUUAUCAAGGUUUUCAAACUUAAACCUAUACCAUUUCUUUCCAUUUUGAUGAGAAUAUCUUCGUAUUCUUUCUACUUUGUUUGUAGAAACAUUAUCAUCUGGACUAUCACCACUGACAUCAAUUUCAGGGUCUCCAGUCUGACCUAUAAUAUUUUCCCUAACAUUUUGAAUGUUUUCAUCUGCAUACCGAUCAAAUGGGAUGUGGUAUUUCUUCAGACGAGAAGCAUUGACCAAUGAUUUCACAAUUUUUCCCGUGUGUACUAGUUUCAGUUUGUAUGUGUAAUUGGGUCCUAACUCAAUAAUUUCAUAUGGACCUACAUAUUUUGGUGCCAAUUUCCUACAUUGCCCUACUUUGACAUUUUCCUUGUUUAACAUGAUCUGUUGACCUUUGACAUAAGAUGGUUCUUUUGCUUUCCUAUCAUGGUAUUCUUUUUGUUUUAUUUGCUGGCAAGAUCUGUUUGCAUUUAUGAUAGAGUUCAUAAGUUUCAGCUGUUCAUUCAAGUUGUCUACAAAUUCCUUGACGUUUACAGGCAAGUCUUCCUUAGGAAUAAGAGCUAUAUCAAUAGGCAAAUUCGUAUGCCUACCAAACAAAACUUGAUAAGGUGUAAACCCAGUUGAUGAUGAAACAGCGUUCCUGAAAUUUAGCAUAAUUGCUGGUAUAGUUCUGCCCAAUUGUUUUGGUUAUCCAUACACAGAGUUCUAAGAUCUUGUCCUAAGAAUCCAUUAACCCUUUUUACAUCUGAGUUACUCUGAGGAUGAAAUGAAGAUGUAUGGUGCCUAGUUAUUUGAAAUCUUUGUUUAUUGAGCAUAUUUCUGCUUGAUUUGCCGCCAAAAUAUCAACUUGUUCUUUCUGUUCUGCCAUAUUGACAUUACCUUAUGCGUUUUUGACUACUUCUGCAAGACUUUGUUCAGAGAAAUUUAUUUGUGGUGGAUUAAUUGCAUAUGCGUUUUCAGACAAUUCUGCUGUUUCAAUUAAUCCCUCAAGUGUUCGUGGAGGAUUACGCUUUAAAUCGGCCCUAAUAUAUGGUAGUAAUCCACCACUCACUGCACUUAAAAUGUUUUCUUGAGAAAUGUCGGCAGUGUGUGCUUUUGUAUGCACCUCAUAAAUAAAAUCCCUAACUGUUUGUUUUGACCUUUGUCUCAUGUGGAAUAAAUCAGCUAAUGUUUGAACUUUGUCUAUUUUUUUACCAAAACGUUGUAUAAAUUUUGUUUUUAAUAGAUUGAAAUCAUUUUUUAUGUCAUCGGAAAAUGUCGUAAACCAAUCAAAGGAGUACCUAUUGCAAGAUACAUGCCGAAAAAUUUAGCGAGAGAUGCCAGAUCGGUUUGAGAAACACGGCCAAAAUACUUGAACCUUUCCACCCAAGUUUUAGCAUCAAUAGUGGGAUCAUAUUUCCCAACUAACUCCACUUUAAAAGGAGGCCUACCUUGUGUUCUGGCAGGUCCUUAGGGUCCGGCUUGCAGUCCAGGGUCUGCCUCUUCUUGCCUGGCUACUUCUUGUCCCCUUUCCGCCAUUGUAGUUUCUUUCUUGGGUGGGAGAGCUUGAAUUUGUUCGUCAGGUACCAACGGACGGCUUGGGUCUUCAACUUGUCCUUGUGAUCUAGUAUGUGGCACCCUCAGCAUGUGCGACAAGUGGUCAAUUUUAUGAUUUUGGAUUCUUCACCAGUUUUCAGCCGUUCAUACUUUAUUUGUUGUUGAUUAACUAAAUAUUUGAUGUCAAUAGUUAUAUGUCAAAGUCCUGGUUGAUUAUUAUAUUAUUGUCGUUAAGACCACUUGUGCCUUGGUUUGGAGGGUACCUGGUUUGAAGAGAGCCAAACAGUUGAUAUUUCAAGUCAAGGUAAAGUGUAUUUCUUAGAAAUUGUAAACACUGAAUUGUGAGCAUAUGAAAUACAUUUUUAGCGUAACACUAUGAUAACUUUCUAAAUGUCCAACUUAAUUAGAUUACCGAAACACCAGUUGCACCGCUCCGGACACCCAGCCUCCAAGGUAUCCAUCAAAAGAACUGACAAAUAAUGUACCAUGUGUAGCGUGAUACAACCGAAAACUUUCUAGAAGUGUUCACUUAUACUUGUUAGAACUAUUUAGGUUAUUAAACAACAAUUGUUCAAAUGUUCAUUCUUUAUUUUAAAACGAUCUUUCUAGGUAUAAUUAUAUAGUUCGAAAUACAGUGUAGCAUGUCACGUAAUACCGCUUUUCACUUAAUUUGUUGGAAGUCUUUUGGUUAUUAAACAACAAUUGUUCGAAUGUUAGUUCCUUCUUUAUUGUUCAACGUUCUUUCUAAGUAUAAUAAUCAGUUCUAAAUACACACUUUACAUUUAAGCUCUCCCCACAACCUAACUCCCGUCCAUUAAGGACCACAGGGCUCUUCCUAGCCCUCUCUGUCUUUACGUCCAAAAUGAUUCACUUUAAAUAGUAUGACUAUGACAGCUUAACAACCCAAAGCAUACACGUUUUAGUAAUUAACAUGACUAUUUAUGAAAAACUGUACAUUUGUAUCAGGUCGGCUUUCAACCACUUCCUCAUUUAUUGACAAAUCAGAUCAAAUAUGCCCUACAAUAAUUACUAAACAUUUAUUAUGAAGACAAAUAUCCAUCUAAUUCAAAGCUAAUUUUACCGUAAAUAACAUCAUUAUGUUACAAACAUUCAAAGCUCAUCCCCAAAACCUCGCUAACUAUAUGUUAAACACUCGCUUUAUAUAUUCAUAUCGGAGGUCAAAAUUUGUUAUGAUAUGGCCGCAACACAUAUAUCUUGACAGGCUUGUCCACUAAACGCCCAUGUGAUUUCCUUGUACAUAUGGAAAUAUCUUAUUUACUUCGUAUUCACACUCUUGAACUUCCAAGCUAAUUGGCUGGGAAGGUGGAAAACGUCCAAUCUCUGGUAUCUCUGGGUCAAUAAGUUACUCAAGAUAUAUUUUUAUGACAAAUAUAUGUGCACUAUGCUGUGUGGAAGGUCAAUUAUAGAUUAUGGCUAAGUUUAAUUAGCAAUCGCAAAAUAUUCACAAUAAAGCACAAUGAUGAAAUAUAUUGCUUGUAACUAGGCAGUAAUUGUAGGUAAUCCCUAAAUAAAUGAUCUUAUAUGGUAAGUAUAUCCUUAUAUGGUAAGGAUAUCCUUAUAUGGUAAGGAUAUCCUUAUAUGGUAAGUAUAUCCUUAUAUGGUAAGUAUAUCCUUAAAUCAUUAAACGGUAAUUUAGUAGAUCAAUUAUCGGAAAUGUCAAAAAGUAGGAGUAUCGGAACUUAUUGACACAUUGAAGUUGUCAUAACGGAGACAACCAAACCAAACCAAGAUUUAUUUCUUUUUAAUCGAGAUCCGGUACUUUGAAUCGAUAAUCUAUUUUAACAAGGAUGAUGAUCAAUUGCCAAUACCGAAGCCUAACCCUGAACGGGCGUUUUGUACCUUAAAUCACAAAGAAUUAAACAACUUCAUGGCACUGAUAGUGAAAUUCCCCAUGCGGAACUUUUAAGAUUUUAAGAAAUAUCUGAUGAAAGAUAUCAUGAUAACUCAAGUUCAGAUACAUUUGUUAUAUAGUAUGAAUAACUAUGCAUACAUUUUCUUUAUUAAGUGUUUAGUAUUGCAAUAACCUGUUCUCAUAUAAUAUUGCGUAUAUAUUUUUUACGCAAAUCAUGUUAAAUAAGUAGAUUAUGUGUAUAUUAUGUAUGUCAUGAUUGUUUUGUAAAUUGCCUUAUGUUAUAUUAUUUAUUUGUUUGUUUGAUCAUUGAAAUAAAAAGAAUCAAAUUUG
This is a messenger RNA of Mya arenaria, 20606 nucleotides long. RefSeq names its product prolactin regulatory element-binding protein-like. Gene Ontology annotation, biological process: protein secretion. Gene Ontology annotation, molecular function: GTPase activator activity; protein binding; guanyl-nucleotide exchange factor activity. Bases 1 to 1260 code for a protein of 419 amino acids. The record is from RefSeq and is a predicted model, not a curated record. Gene Ontology annotation, cellular component: endoplasmic reticulum membrane. The transcript is spliced from 9 exons. Lineage: Eukaryota; Metazoa; Mollusca; Bivalvia; Myida; Myidae.